Molecule: messenger RNA, 1437 nt
Organism: Symbiodinium sp. CCMP2456
Lineage: Eukaryota; Dinophyceae; Suessiales; Symbiodiniaceae
Source: the annotation of a GenBank genome assembly
AUGCCUUCUAGCUUCUCGGAAGUGAUUUCGUCCGGACUUCCAAGGAUCACCGGCAAGUUCCCAGGAUACUUGUCGCCAUCCAUGGACUUGAAGUUCGCAGACAUCCCGAACGGCCUCGCAGCCAUCGGAAAGGUGCCCGUGGCGGGCUGGGCGCAGAUCUUGGCGUACAUGGCCUUCUGCGAGAUCUCCCAGAAGCAGAUCCCGGGCACUCCUGCCUAUGAUGGCGACUUCGGCUGGAAGGUGAUCACCUCCGAUGACCCGGAGAUCAAGAAGAAGAAGUUGAACUCCGAGAUUGCCAACGGCCGCCUGGCCAUGAUGGGCAUUAUUGGCCUCUUCUUCCAGGACGGACUCACCGGCUCCCCUUGGGGCUACUGGGCCGGCAACCCUAGCUCCUUCUGGAAGGCUCGCGGCCAUUCCCUGUGCUUCGGUGAGGCCUUCGAGAGCGAGCUCGGCGUGCAGGCACCGGUGGGUUUCUGGGAUCCCGCCGGCCUGAGUUCCGAUGGCAGCGUUGAGAACUUCAAGCGCCGACGCGCCACGGAGCUCAAGCACGGUCGCAUUGCGAUGCUGGCCACGAUGGGUUACAUUACGCCGGAGAUCACCGGCAAGUUUCCGGGCUACUUGAGCCCAUCAGCCGGCUUGAAGUUUGCCGAUGUGCCCAACGGCCUUGCAGCGAUUUCGAAGGUUCCACAGGCUGGUUGGGGCCAGAUCUUGCUCUACAUGGCCUACUGCGAGGCCUCCCAGACCCAAGAGCCCGGGACGGCAGCUUACGCCGGCGACUUCGGGUGGAAAGUGCUGACCUCCAGCGAUCCGGCAGAAAAGACGAAGAAGCUGAAUGCCGAGCUUGCGAACGGAAGACUGGCCAUGAUGGCCAUCAUUGGCAUGUUCUUCCAGGAUGGACUCACAGGAUCCGCCUGGGGUGAUGGUCUCACCGGGAGCGCCUGGGGUGACUGGGCCAACUACACCGCAUCCCCUCUGCGUGCGUUCGAGAACGAGCUCGGAGUGCAGCCUCCCCUGGGAUUUUGGGAUCCUCUUGGCUUCACAGCCGACGGCGACGUCAACUUCUUCGAGCGCCGCCGCCAGUCCGAGAUCAAGCACGGAAGAAUCGCCAUGCUCGCAACAAUGGGAUACAUCACUCCAGAGAUCACUGGCAAGUUCCCGGGAUAUUUGUCGCCAUCUGCUGGCUUGAAAUUUGCCGACAUCCCGAACGGCCUUGCGGCUGUCUCAAAGAUCCCUGGCUGGGGGAUCGCACAGAUCCUUGCCUACAUGGCCUUCUGCGAGGUUUCCCAGGACCAGUCUCGCGGCACCCCAGCCGCAGCGGGCGACUUCGGCUUCAAGGUCUUGACGUCUAGCGACCCGGCCGCCAGGACCAAAAAGCUCCAGUCCGAGCUGGCCAACGGAAGGCUUGCGAUGAUGGCCAUCAUCGGCAUGUUCUUUCAG